Limulus polyphemus (Atlantic horseshoe crab) is the source of this 6186-nucleotide messenger RNA. It is a transcript of the gene wkd, whose product is annotated as TBC1 domain family member 10A-like. NCBI's taxonomy places the organism in Eukaryota, Metazoa, Arthropoda, Merostomata, Xiphosura, Limulidae. The transcript is spliced from 10 exons. The record is from RefSeq and is a predicted model, not a curated record. The coding region runs from base 121 to 1260 and encodes 379 amino acids.
CUGGUAUAUUUUACGUUAACAAACUUCCGGUUUUAGAAGGACAGAAGCUGAAGUUAGAGGUAUAUUUACUAGCCAGAAAUAUUACAAUUUCAUAACCACAAAAUUGGUCAGCCAAAAAUUAUGGCCAGCUCAUGUCAAGAUGAGUCUUUUGAUGAUGGUGACAGUGAUGCCAGUAGUGUAAUUACAGCUCACAAUGGAUCAGUUGCAUCAGAAAUGACAGUAGACCGUUAUGGUUUCCUAGGUGGAAAUCAGUACACUGAUCCCAGAUUUCAGUGUGGAGUCUCUGUUGAAAUACUACGUAAAAGAGAAUUGAAAUGGUUAGAAAUGUUUGAGAACUGGGAACGUUUCAUGACUAAAAAGUACAAAAAGGUGAGAAAUCGAUGCAGAAAAGGGAUUCCACCAUCUCUCAGAGCUAAAGCUUGGCAAAAUCUGUGUGGAGCUUCUCACUUAUUAGAAGCUUACAAGUAUAAAUUUCAGGAAAUGGACCGCCAGUCUGGUGAUCCCAAAUUUGUUGAAGACAUAAAGAAAGAUUUACAUAGACAGUUUCCUUUCCAUGAGAUGUUUGUUAACAAACAAGGGCAUGGACAAGCAGAUCUUUUCCGAAUCUUGAAGGCCUACUCUAUAUUUAAUCCGGCAGUGGGUUAUUGUCAGGCCCAAGCACCUGUUGCUGCCGUAUUAUUAAUGCACAUGCCAGCAGAACAAGCAUUUUGGUGUUUAGUAGCCAUCUGUGAGAGAUAUAUACCUGGUUAUUAUAGUCCUGGACUGGAAGCUGUACAGUUAGAUGGUGACAUAAUGUUUGGAUUGUUGAAGAAGGUAUCUCCUGUGGCAUAUAAACAUUUGAGAAAACAGGCUGUGGAGCCAAUUCUUUACAUGACUGAAUGGCUGAUGUGUAUCUUUUCUCGUACACUACCAUGGUCUUGUGUUCUAAGGAUAUGGGACAUGUUUUUGUGUGAAGGAGUGAAAGUACUAUUUCGAGUAGCUAUAGUUCUUCUGAAGCAGCAGUUAGGUAGGUCAGAUAUAACCAAGCAGUGUCCAUCCAUGUAUGAAACACUAGAAAGAAUUCGUAUGAUUCCACCUGAGGUUAGUCAGGAAGAUUUCCUUAUUCAACAAUGUCUUCACCUGCCACUAACAGAACAUGAAUUAGAAAAGGAGCACCAAAAGCAGGUGUCAAAGCGCAGAGCCUUGCGAGAGCUGAAGCUGAUUCAGGAACACCAGCAGAGGAGUGGAACUGCAAAGAAAGGAGGAAAAUCUAAAUCUUGAUCUGUGGCUUCAAAACCAUAUUGAGGGCUGUAUUUAUAUUCACCAAGUGUGAAGUAUAACAGUCCUUUCUCUUGUGCCUGAAAGUAGAGAAUGUGUAAAAAUAAGUAUUUUAUCAUUGUGUGUGAGCAUCACACUGCAAAGUAUUGUGUAUUUAUGUAUAUAGCUCACAUUGUUAGUAUUUUUAAUUAUAUAAGAGAAUAUUCUAUUCCUUACUAUAUAUGUAAUGUGAGGUUUUGAAGAAAAUGUAAAUUGAAUAAUCUCAUACAUUCAUAAAUAUUAAAUCUUAAAUUUUAUAGCUUUCUUGAAGAUGUGAUGUCAGUUGAGAACAUUAUAAAGACAUGAUAUCAGUUAAGAACAUUAUAAUGUAUUUUGUAAAUUUAUAUAGCUCUGAGAUUUGUUUAGGAUUUUGUGACAAAUUAGAACACGGGUGUAAGUUUUAAAUUAAUUUUUUAUGAAAUCUUGAGGUGCUUAUCAUGAUAUCUGUUUAUUUUCAGUAUUAAGAUGAAGAGUGAUUUUUAAAGAGAAUGACAGAAUGACUGAACUUUUAUAUCAGUUAAUAAACAACAGUGUUAGUGUCACUGUUAUAGCUGUUGAAAGUGACAAGGGCUUUCUGUAACAGAUCAAUAUUGUUAAAUAUAUCUGAUGUGGAAAGACUCGUGUGGAUCUUUUGAGGUCUCCAAAAAAUAGUGUGAAUUUAUUUGAAAUUGUUCAUAAUGUAAACAUAUUGCUUUAACACAUGCAGUUUGUAGGUGUGGAUAAAAGAUGUGUAAGUGAGUAUGGCAUUAAUAAUGAUUGUAUGUGAAAUCAUAAAUUAUUAUGCAUCAGAGUUCAAACCAGGACAUUAGUUGACAAUACACAGUAGAGUAUAGAAGUGUUGAGUAGUGAUAUGGUUUUUCAGAAGCCAGACAUGACAGCUGUUGUGAUAUAGAUGUAUGUUAUGGGGGCCAGGCAUUUUAUGUAGGUGUAGUAGAUGUUCUAAUGAGGAUAUACAUGUAAGAGUAAUGAUGUGAAUGACAUAGGCCAGACAGAAUUGCAGUAAUAGCAUGGACUGCAAAGGUAAACAUGACAGAGGUUAGGGUACAGACAAUAGUGUUGUUAAAUACAAGGAUUAAACAGAAAUAUGUUAGUAGUGAUUUUGAUGUUGGAGAAAAGAGAAGCAUGAAAGUUUGAUGAUUAUGUCAGAAGUCAAAGUAUUUUACUAUUGGUUGGAAUUGUAAGAUACAGACAGCAUUGACACUGAAAUCAAGAAUUUAUAGAAAUAUAAUAGUGGUUUUAAUGCUUAAGGAAUAGGAUAAUUUGAUUGGUGUCCACAAUAAAGUUGAAGUACAGUAAUUCUAGUUUUAUUGUUAGCAGACUGAUAACAGUGGUGUUGAAAUCAGUGGUUUUAAUGUUAGAGGACUGACUAUAGUCAGAGGUUAUGCUAAUACGGAGUAAUAAUGGGUUCAAUGUUUCAGGCAGGUACAAGUAUUGUAAUGUCUGUAGGUAUGUCAUGAUAAGGGAGAAAUUUGUUAAUAAUGCUGUAUAUAUAUUAACCCUUAAAUGCAUGAAGUAAGAUGCUUACAUUAAUACAUAACAUGGGUCACAAGUGACCUGCCAAAGUAAAAAUGGAUUCAGACCACACUUAUGUGUAAGUUUCUUUUAUUAAAUCUAACACAACACAAGCAUGAUGGUCACAAUAUGUAAUUAGCAAAAGAAUAAUCAGAAAUAGUGUACCAUCAGCAAAUAUGCAUUGCAAUUCUUCAGGUAUGAUAACUAUAAAUUGAUGUUACCACAAACAGUUGUUUUCAUUGUAUUUGAGUGUGCAGAGCAGAUUGGCCUGGUACAUUUCGCACAUAAUAUGCUAUGUUUCCUGUCUUUAGCAUUUGGAAGUAGUAGCAGUAUUCUUUAUUGUGCCUUCAUUGUGUUCUUCGUGAUACUUUUCAUUGCCACACCUUUUCAGAGCAUCCAAAAUGGGGUUCUGAAGUUUAAUUAUGUCCCUCCCCCCUUUGCUUGAGCCAAGGACAUACCAAUUCUCUUCCUAGUUCAUUAAGAAAUAAUCUGUAUCAAUGUGACUUUUUUCAUUCUAUUUAGGGUUUUUGGAAAGAAAUGUUAAUAAAGCAUUGAUUCCUGUCAGAUUGAGUACAUUCAUAAAAUAUGCAAAAAAACAAAACAACAUCUUGUGUGUCGUUGGAAAGAGUAAGUGUGGUACAGUUGGUCAGCAGUAUCCACUGCACCCUACCCUUUGUGCAGUUGUAAAAGAGACUUCUGUCUUCGUCUUCUCAGUAUCAAUACCAUUAUCAUUAUGCAUAGUCAAUAUCAGUAAGACACGUUCUUUUUCUUUGGAAGAAAUGAAGCAGUCAUCAUGUUACCAUCUAACCAAAACAUGUUCACAAGAACAGGUUUACUUUAAUUUACUAGAAACUGCUUUGGCAAGUCCCUUUUUCUGUACAUUUCCCAUGUAUGUGAUUUUCUUCAGAUAAAUUUGUUCAACAAGUUGAAAAUCACUGAAUUAAUUAUGAGCUGUAAUAUUUACACCUGAAUUAAAUAAUGGCAGAGCAAGCCUCUUCACUACAUUGUUAGCUGGUUUCUUUUCAGGUGAUGUACCAUACUGUUGUCCAAUAUAUGGCUCAUUUAUUGAAGAUGUACUUUGUUUCAGAAUCACAGAGCAGGAACAUUAUCAUUCAAUACUGUCAGGUUUGAAAGGGAGGUAUUACCUUGACCUUUGAAAGAAACUAAUUUUUUCAUUGAUUGUCACACAUUCUGGCACAUUGUAGGAAUUUCUUCUGUUUAAAAUAAAGGGUCUCCCUUAACUCCCUAAUAGGAGUGAACUUAUCUUUGGCUCUACAGUCAGCUCAUGUGUCUCUUGAAUCAAAUUAUAUGUUAGCUAGGAUACAUUCAAAUUGCUGUAUUAACAUUGUAGCUGAGAAAAUCGAUCUACCAAAAGGUCCUUGAAACCACAACACCUAUACAGAUUUAUAUUGUGUUUUAUAAACACCAGCCAAGUAGAGAAGUCCUAAUACAGCUUUCAGUUCUGGAAGAAUUACUGGUUUCCAUUUGUUUGGACUCAUACUCUUUAGCAUUUAGCACUGUUUUGCAUUCACAGACAAGAGAACAAACUUGUUUUCUCACAAUAUUUACUUUUCUCUUUGGUAAGUACCUUCAAAGUCCAUAUUCUUCCUUAUGGUGCAUACAAAGAUAGAGGUUCACCCACUUCUUCAUGUUAUUAAUAAUCAUGAAACGAUUCCUCUGAAGCACUCUGACUUGGGACAGUUCCACACCAGAAACAAAUACUCCGUUCAUCCCCGUCAUCACUAAUGCUGUCUGAGCAACUUUCUUCAGCUAACAGAGAGAAGGCCAACUCCUGGUAGGACAAUUCCCAUUGGACAGUAUUACAAAUGAGUAGUACAAUUUAUGUAUAUGUUGUUAUAUAUAAUAACAUAUAUAUUAUAUAUAUAUUUCUUGAUCUUAGUAAUCCAGGUCAAAAGAUCUGGAUUUCUCAGAUCUUUUAUCAUAUGCAUGAUCUGGGUCGUUAGUGACCCAUGUUCUUUCAUUCACAAUUACUCUACUGUAAACAGGUUUUUUUUUGUGUGUCUUGGCUAAGUUUAUGUAAUGCACUCACUAAGAAGGUUUAGUUAAAGAACUUAAAAAGUUUGGCCCCCAAAAAAAUACCAUUAUCAAUUUUAAACAAAUAACGUGAGUACAUGGUUCAUUUGUGACCUACCUUGUACAUUUAAGGGUUAAAGUGAUAUGUAUACCAUAGUAGUAUUGAGGGAAAGAAUAAAACUGUUGUAAUAAAUUGAUCUUGUACAUACUACUGAGAAGGAACAGUACUCUAAACAAAGGACCAUUGUUUUGUAAUGUAGGAAAUUUACUUAUUUAUUUUUUUAAACACUUUGAAAAUAUUUUCUCUCUACAAUUAUUUCUUUCAUGGACUGUCUUUCAAGAGGAGACUGUAAUAUUGAACAAUAAUAUCUUACCUCUUUCUGAAAAGCUAGAGAUUUAAACAAGUUAAUAUCCUGUUUAGUGUUAAUUUCAUUUAAGAUAUAUCCUUUACCAGUAGUAUUUACAUCAAUAUAUAGGGCUUUCUGAACUCAUUUUGUUUGUGAGGCUUAUUUUCAGUUUCUGUAUCUUUUCAUUCACUUUGUAUUACUUUUUCAUUAAAGCAACAUAUUAUAGGCAGUUUUAUCAACCAAAAUAAGUACAUAUUUUGUAAUACAUUUCCAAGUUAUAUUACAUUAUAAUUUUAAAAUUGUUUAUUAGAAAUUGCAAACUUUUCACCAGAAUAUUAAGCAAUGAUGGGUUUUAUACUUUCUAUCAGGUGAUGAGUGAUUUCCAUCAAUUUCAGAGCUAUAAUUUUUAUUCAGUGUGGAUUUGUCUUUUACCCUGAAGGAUAAGUAGGAAAGUACAGUCACUACUUUUUUAUCUAGCGUAUAGUUGUGAUACAUCAACUAGGAAGUUUUCAAUUAUAUUUGAAGUAUGAGGGGAGCAGACUACAUUUGUAUGAAUAGGUGUUGAAGGUACUAUAGGCACAGACAUCAUAAUUUUAAAGUUAAAUUAAGUUACACUUGCAGCUUAUCACAAACUUUUUAAUGUUUGCCAAAGUUAUGAAAAUAAUUAUUAUGUUUUCAUCAUUUUUGUUAGUUUUCUGUAAAAUAAAAACACUAUGGAACCUGUACUUGAAUUAUACAAAGAGAAUAAUACUAAUACAAAUAACAAAUGCAUACAGUUACUUAUAAUGUGGAAUGAAAUAAAUGCUUAUUUUAGUUGUUUUCAUUACACCUUUGAUUGUGUUACUGUUUACAGAGGUGUCAGUUGUAUUUAUGGAUGUAGCAUAUUUUAGUUAUAUUUAUGAUUAACAAUAAUUUUUAAAUUAAAAAGGUGCUAUGUUAAUGAAUACUAAUUAUUGCUGCACUUUUAUAAUUAUAUGUAUAUUGCUGUGAAAUAAAG